CAUUGAUCCACUCUCAUAUCUCCUCCUCACCUCAAAAGUGAAUUGCAAACCCUGCAGAGUCCAUCAAUUACCUCCAUAAUGCCAAGCUACCUCCAAGCCAACCCAAUGCAUACAUAAAGGGCACCAAGACUCGAAUCCAUCCCCCAUUUCUCUCACCACUCCCUCACUCCUCUCUCCAAACUCAUCCACUCUCACAUUCACACUCCUCUCAAAUGUCCUCCCUAACAUACACCAACGACCCCGGCGCCGGCCAAAAACACAGCGACCUCUGCCACUACUCCCAAGCCGUGCACCUUCCCGGCAACAUCGUCAAAUGCGCCGGCCAAGGCGGCUGGACCAGCACCGGCGAGCUGGAUGCCAACGACGUCCAGGGCCAGGUUCUUCGCGCCUUUGAGAACGUCGAUCGUGUGCUGCAGGCUGCGGGGCUGAGAGGCUGGGAGGACGUUUAUCUUGUUCGCUCGUAUCAUGUCGAUAUGGGCGCCUCGUAUGAUUUUGUUGUGGAGGGUCUGAAGAGGAGGAUUCCGGGGCAUAGGCCGGUUUGGACGGCGGUUGCGGUGCCGAGGUUAGCGUUUUUGCCCAUGAUGAUUGAGAUUGAGGUGGAGGCUUUGAGGGGGUGAUUUUGUGUGUGUGUGUGUGUGUGUGUGUGUGUGUGUGUGUGUG
Messenger RNA from Aspergillus steynii IBT 23096, 660 nucleotides. Its product is annotated as YjgF-like protein. The record is from RefSeq and is a predicted model, not a curated record. Gene Ontology annotation, cellular component: cytosol. The transcript has a single exon. NCBI's taxonomy places the organism in Eukaryota, Fungi, Ascomycota, Eurotiomycetes, Eurotiales, Aspergillaceae. Gene Ontology annotation, molecular function: deaminase activity. Bases 213 to 617 code for a protein of 134 amino acids.